CUAGUGCUAAUUUCUGCUAGCCUUGUGAACCUGCUCACUGAGGAGACUACAAUAUUAAAGGAUUACACUUUGAGUUCACUGAUGGAUGACUUUGGUGAGAUUAAAUGGGACAUGGAAAGCUUCCUUGACGGGCUUGAUGACUUAUAUUUGAACUACUCUGAUUAUGAUUACAAUCGUUGGAAGGGCGACCUAGAAGACGGCAUACAUUUUGAGGCGAUUUUCAUCCCAGUUCUGUACUCUGUGGCAUUUGUUGUGGGUGUCCUGGGUAACGGAGUGCUGCUGGUAGUUCUGGUUCAGAGAAGGAGGACCUGGAGUGUGACAGACACCUUCAUUCUCCAUCUGGGUGUGGCAGAUGUCCUGCUGCUGGUGACGCUACCCCUCUGGGCUGCACGGUCCGCUCAAGAUAGAGGAUGGACCUUUGGCACUCCUCUCUGUAAGAUCACUGGAGCUGUUUUUACGAUCAGUUUCUACUGUGGGAUCUUUCUGCAGGCCUGCAUCAGUCUGGACCGGUACCUGUCUAUCGUCCACGCCACCCAGAUGUAUUCCCGCAGAAAGCCCUGGGUCGUUAAGGUCAGCUGCUUGGCAGUGUGGCUCUUCUCCCUGCUCCUCUCGAUCCCAGACUGGAUCUUUUUGGACACUGUGGUGGAUGUUAGACAACAAAAAACAGAGUGCGUUCCCAACUACUUUGACUUCAACUCUGAGUCAGUAAAGUACUGGAGACUGGCAUCACGCCUGCUUUACCACACGGUGGGCUUCCUGCUGCCUUCAGCCGUCCUGAUCUUCUGCUAUUCCUGCAUCCUGCUUCGGCUGCGGCGCGGCUCCCAGGGCCUCCAAAAGCAGAACGAUUUUAAGGUCAUUGUGGCCGUGGUGGUGGUUUUCUUUCUCGGCUGGACGCCAUACAACAUCACACUCAUGGUGGACACACUUCAUUCCAACAACACCAGCGGGGACUGCGAAGUCAGAACAUUUCUGGAGAAAGCCAAGAUAGUCACCCUCUCCAUCGGUUACCUCCACUGCAGCCUCAAUCCCAUCCUGUAUGCCUUUGUGGGUGUGAAGUUCCGGCGUCAGCUCCUGGACAUCCUGAGGUCUCUGGGCUGCAAGCUAAAUUCUAAUGAACCCUAACCCUAAUGAAUCCCAAUUCUCCCCCUUACCCCUUCCCCUUUGUCUUACCCCUAGCCCUUGUCCCUCGAACCAAGUGGCAAGGUCUAGGGGUGAAAACGUACCCCUAUGAAAUGGGACACAACUUGGUUAUGGUUAUGUCACCUUACAGUAUUGAUCACAAACUUCCAAGAUGCCGUCUACAAGUGUGUGUAUGUCUAUUGCAUGGGUUUUGACAAGUGUCAUAUGCAUGUAUAUAUUUUAUAGUUCUUUUAUGUUCACUUUGGUGGUGAAG
Messenger RNA from Perca flavescens (yellow perch), 1393 nucleotides. Its product is annotated as C-X-C chemokine receptor type 3. Gene Ontology annotation, cellular component: external side of plasma membrane; membrane. Gene Ontology annotation, biological process: calcium-mediated signaling; positive regulation of cytosolic calcium ion concentration; immune response. The record is from RefSeq and is a predicted model, not a curated record. The transcript is spliced from 3 exons. Gene Ontology annotation, molecular function: angiotensin type II receptor activity; C-C chemokine receptor activity; C-C chemokine binding. NCBI's taxonomy places the organism in Eukaryota, Metazoa, Chordata, Actinopteri, Perciformes, Percidae. The coding region runs from base 82 to 1122 and encodes 346 amino acids.